Molecule: messenger RNA, 614 nt
Organism: Capsicum annuum
Lineage: Eukaryota; Viridiplantae; Streptophyta; Magnoliopsida; Solanales; Solanaceae
Exons: 2
Coding region: 127-546 (139 amino acids)
Cellular component (GO): chloroplast
Source: RefSeq, a predicted model, not a curated record
UUUUUUAAAUACCAGCUAGCUCUUUUGCCCAUCGGAUGAGGACAAAUUAAAAAAUCUGUGGCUGUUGUGUGGCAAACUAACCCGUCUUGCACUUCCAGUAGAGCUUCAGUUGCCAUUUUGGCCGGCAUGGAAGCCGCCGCAAUGCGACCAAACGCUGCUAAUUUUCCGGCGACAUACUCAAUUUCGGCAUCGUCUCUUCAGCCGCAGUCUGCUGCCGGAGUUAGCUUCGUCUUUCCAAAAUCUGUCAGAUUGACUUCCUCCUUUAGGACGCCCAUGAUUGUCCGAGCUUCCGACCCCAAAACUGACCAAGCAAGUCCCACCACUGAUGAACCUAGUCCUCCUUUUCUACCACAGGAGGAUUUGAACUUUUUGGUGAAACUGGGAGUGGGUUCAGUGGCGGGAGGAGCUGUGAUAAAGUAUGGAAGUGUAAUUUUCCCAGAGAUAACAACACCAAAUAUUUCAUUGGCACUCUUUAUGAUAUCAGCGCCCAUGAUUGUUGCCGCUGUGCUUUUAUUUUUGCAAAGCUCAGCAGAUUCUAAAGACUAAUAUUUCAAGUUCAUGAAAUUCUGUAGUUCAUUUUAGUUACUCUGUGCAAUUAAAAAUUUAUUCAUAUA